Molecule: messenger RNA, 3147 nt
Organism: Emiliania huxleyi CCMP1516
Lineage: Eukaryota; Haptophyta; Isochrysidales; Noelaerhabdaceae
Exons: 8
Coding region: 1-3147 (1048 amino acids)
Biological process (GO): microtubule-based movement
Cellular component (GO): dynein complex
Molecular function (GO): dynein light intermediate chain binding; dynein intermediate chain binding; ATP binding
Source: RefSeq, a predicted model, not a curated record
AUGUUCGUCAUGGCCGGGUCGUGCAUGUACGUCUGGGCGACGUCCGUCGGACUACGCCGAUGGGAAGAGCUCGAGGUGUCGGUGGACGCCUUCAACGAUCGCCUAGAGGAUCAAAUGGGCCACCUCCGGAACAGCAUGGAGGCGCGCGUGGGUGAGGUCGACCUGAAGGUCCAAAAGUUCGCGGCGCGGUGGACCGAGCUCAAGCCGAAGAAGCUCGACACGUCGCAGCCUGCCGAAAUGGCGGCGCUCAUCGAUCGCAUCAAGGAGUGGCAGGCCGAGCUGAAGGAGGUGGUGGAGGCCAGCGAUGAUCUGGCGAGAGACUGUAGCCACUUUGACCUCCCGCCGCCGAACUUUGCCGGACUGGCCGACAUCAAAGCGGAUAUCGAGUCGUACGUCGCGUCGUGCGACUUCUUCGAGUCCUUCAUGGGCGAGCUCGAGGCGUUGGCGGCCGAGGACUGGGUCUCGUUCCGCCAGCGCACGUACGUCUUUGACGAUCUCAUCGCGUCAUGGCGUGAGCGCGCUGCGGACUGCCCGCCGGGCGCCAUCGCCAGCCAUCUUGUAGCCGAGCUCGACGGCUACAGCCAGCUCGGCCCGCUGUUGAAACAUGUGCGUGGCGACGCCUUCCAGCCGGAGCACUGGGCAUCUCUCUUCCGCACGCUCGGGAUACCAAAGGUGCCGCUGGGAGAUCUUCGCCUCUCCCACUUCCUCGGCUGCACGAGAGCACUCCUCGAGAACCAGGCCGAGCUCAAAGAGCUUAAUGCCCGCGCGACCGGCGAGGUUGCGAUCCGUGAGGCGGUCCAAGAGGUGACGGCUUGGGCACAAGACGCGCGCUUUUCGACCACAUCGUACAGCAACGGUGGGCGCAGCACGGCGCUCAUCAAGGACUGGAAGGACCUAACGACGCAGGUUUGCGACUUCCAGGCGCUACUCGGGUCGCUCAAGGCGUCUCAUUUCUUUGGCACCUUUGCCGACACCGUCACCCACUACGAGGCCAAGCUGGCGCUGCUCGACCGCGUGCUCUCGCAGCUCAACCCCAUCCAGCGAAAGUGGGUGUACCUCGAGCCCAUCUUUGCGCGGGGCGCAAUGCCGAACGAACAGCCGCGCUUCGCGCGGGUUGACGAGGAGUUUACAUCGAUCAUGCAGGGCGUUGCAGACGACCCGCGAGUCUUCUCGCUGCUGCGCGUGUCCAACCUUCCGGAGACGCUCUCGGCGAUCCUGGACCAGCUCGAGCGCUGCCAAAAGGCGCUCUCCGACUUCCUCGAGCAGAAGCGACAGUCCUUCCCGCGUUUCUACUUCAUUGGCGACGACGACCUGCUCGAGAUCCUCGGGCAAGCCAAGAACCCCGCCGUGAUCCAGUCGCACCUCAAGAAGCUCUUUGCCGGCAUCUUCCAAGUGCAGUUUGCCCCUGGCGACAAGGCCAUCACGGGCAUGUGCUCUUUGGAGGGCGAGGUCGUACCACUGAAGCAGCCGGUGGAGGUCAGCGAAGCCGUCGAGGGCUGGCUGCAGCAGCUGGCAACCGGAAUGAAGGAGACGUUGGUUGAUUCCAUUCUCGAGACGCGGCGAGCGCCGCAGCUCGAUCUCGAGGGCUUGGCCUCACAGGUGCUGUGCAUCGCAGAAAUGGUGCUCUUCACGCAGCAGGCGGAGGAGGCCAUCCCGCGCGGCCGAGCCGCCCUUGAGGGCCUCAAGAAGGAGCUCCUGUCCAAGCUGCACGGCUACACCUCGCACGAGACGGAGGUGCCGCUGCUCGGCCUCAAGAUCCAGUCGCUCGUGCUGGACCUUAUCCACAACGUUUCGGUGGUCGAUCAACUCCUCUCAGUACAGGCCGGCGCGCUCGACGCGUGGACGUGGCGCUCUCAGCUUCGCUACUACCUCAGGCCCGGCGAUGGCCACGUCACUAUGUCGAUGGUCAGCGCCACCUUCGACUACAGCUAUGAGUACCAGGGGAACGCACCGAAGCUGGUGCACACUCCGCUGACCGACAAGUGCUAUCUCACCCUCACGCAAGCGAUGCACCUUGGCUACGGCACGGGCAAGACCGAGUCUGUCAAGGCCCUCGGCCACGCCUUUGGCCGACAGGCGCGGAAGAUGCAGCAGACACUCUUCCGGCACCGCUUCCUGGUCGGCGAGGACAUGGUUCUCCGGGUGCCGCUCGACGGCGUGUCGAGGCUGCGUGUGCUCCUCGCGCAUCGCGAAGCUGCGGGGCUCCUCCACACGCAGGUGGAGGCCUUCCGGCCGCGCUACAAGCUGCGCUGGUCGGUGGACGCGAUGCGCAUGCUCGCGGUGCCCAACGCAGGCGGCUCGUCCCUUCAGUCCGAGGCGCUGAGUUGCGAGGUGCUCGCGCGGCUGUUUGGCUCGCGGCUCGUGAUGACCGAGAUGGAGCUCGACUACUUCUCGGGCUCAAAAAUCACCGACUACUCGGUCACGCUCUUUGAGCACGCCGUCGGCGUCUCGGUCACGCGCGCCAUCAACUGGCCCACCUUUGCGCUGCAGCCGGCGGACGCGUACAGGCUGCUGUUCAAGAAGCUGCGCGCGAUCCAGAUCUCGAGCCGCAAUGUGCUCAACAUGCGUUGGCGCAAGCAGGUGCUUCACGUGUGGGUGCGCACUUAUCGCGACGCCCAGACACUCGAAGAGCAGUAUGCCGCCAUCCCGCCAGAGGUGCGAGGCAACUCGGUGGUCCUAAUCACGCUUGCGAACGGGAUCGACUGGAUCUGCGACGCCUUCUCGAUCGAGAUGAGCGCGCUUGAAGCUCGCCCACCUACUGCCCCUGAGAGUGGUAAGGAGUGGGAUCAGCGCGGCCUCUCGCCCGGCCGGGUGCUCGACCUUUGUGCCCGGCAGGACGGCGCCAUAAUCUUGCCCGGAAAAGAGGACUACCAGAUCAUGGUGAACAACGUCCUCGGCCAGUUCAACAUGCGGGUCUUGGCCUUCCGCUACGAGGGCGCCGAUGAUUCGGGCGUGCUCGGCGCUCCUCGCGAGAUCAAUAUCCCGCCCGGCGAGAUCAACAUCCCGCCCAGCGAGAUCAAUAUCCCGCCCGGCGAGAUCAACAUCCCGCCCGGCGAGAUCAAUAUCCCGCCCGGCGAGAUCAAUAUCCCGCCCGGCGAGAUCAAUAUCCCGCCCGGCGAGAUCAAUAUCCCGCCCGGCGAGAUGUAG